AUGGAUCCAUUCACCGGCGGCAUCGUUCACUCUCUACCGAGCAACCUUUUGUCCCUGCCGCGCGAGCUCCGCGAUAAGAUCUAUGACUUCACGACCAAGCCAUCCUACACGCAAUACGCCCGACACAGCCCGCUCCCUCUACCUGUCACCUGUUUCAUCAACAAGCAGAUUCGGAGCGAGGCCUUGGCGCACCACCUCGCCGAAGUCCGCUGGGAAUUCGACGUCAGGAAGGCUCCGUACGGAAAGGGACAGCUGGGCCUCUUCAAAGCCUGGCUGGCCGCUCUCGGAGAUGGCGCCAGGCAUCUCGCACGCUUCAAGUUUAUCUGCCAGCUGAAGACGUACAGGUGGGAGGUGUACAUCAGCCUUGUGGCCGACAGAGAGCCGAACGGUGCGCGGAAUGUGGACGUGGAUGAAAGGGACGUGCGCGGUCUGUGGCCCGGCGCUGCAGGGGUCGUGGCGUUUGAGCGCGAGGGCAGGAUCCACUUUCAAGCUAUGUUUCCCGGCUACAGGCCUGUUGUCUGGAGAGCGCUUGACCACGAUGGGAGCGACCCUACGAAUGGUGCGAUGAGUAUGAACCUACAAGAAGAGAUCAAUGAGUAUAUCGAAGAGGUUGCGGUCAAGCCAGUGGCGCAAAAACGGUGGGACGGAACGCUGACUGGUGGGGACAUCAGCAAUACCAUCGAGAAGCUUCUUGCUCACGAAUGGAGGUGUUGUUGA
Diplodia corticola is the source of this 717-nucleotide messenger RNA. RefSeq lists its product as uncharacterized. The transcript is spliced from 2 exons. The record is from RefSeq and is a predicted model, not a curated record. The coding region runs from base 1 to 717 and encodes 238 amino acids. Lineage: Eukaryota; Fungi; Ascomycota; Dothideomycetes; Botryosphaeriales; Botryosphaeriaceae.